This is a messenger RNA of Ficedula albicollis (Collared flycatcher), 2168 nucleotides long. RefSeq names its product VPS33B interacting protein, apical-basolateral polarity regulator, spe-39 homolog (gene VIPAS39). Gene Ontology annotation, biological process: intracellular protein transport; vacuolar transport. The coding region runs from base 38 to 1513 and encodes 491 amino acids. Gene Ontology annotation, cellular component: cytoplasm. The transcript is spliced from 20 exons. The record is from RefSeq and is a predicted model, not a curated record. NCBI's taxonomy places the organism in Eukaryota, Metazoa, Chordata, Aves, Passeriformes, Muscicapidae.
AGGACGCCUGUGCUGCUGGCGCGGGAGGGGCGGCGAGAUGAGCAGGGUGCGGGCGGACGAGGAGGAGUACUGGCACAGCUCCAAGUUCCGGGCCUUCACCUUCGACGACGAGGAUGACGAGCUCUCGCAGCUAAAGGAAUCCAAACGGGCAGUGAACAGCCUUCGGGAUAUUGUCGAUGAUGAUGAUGAUGACCUCGAGAGGGUCAGCUGGAGUGGAGAACCUGUGGGAAGUAUCUCCUGGUCAAUCAAAGAGACAGCCUCUGGCAGCACCAGCUCCCUGGAUGGCCGAGACUCCAGCCUACAGAAGGGCUCUUCCUCCUAUGCUGCACUUCCCAAACAAGCUUCUUCCUACUCCCUAAGCAGCCUGUUCAAAGGACGAAACAAACUCUCAAGUUUCCAGUCCCUUUCAGAUGCCCUCACUGACACAGGAGUUAAGAACUAUGCCCCCGAGCUGCGCAGACCGAAAGCUGAGUACAAGGAUUACAGCAGUGACUGGAGCCCAAAAGAUACGGUCAGGCGAAUGCAGAGGGGCAAGGUCUGCUCUCUAGAGAGAUUUCGGUCCCUGCAGGACAAGCUGGUGCUCUUGGAUGAAGCUGUGGCAGGGCAUGAUGGGAAUGUCAUUACAGCUGUCCUGAUAUUCCUGAAACGGACACUAAGGAGAGAGAUCUUGUUUCGGGAGCUGGAGGUGCGGCAGGUGGCCUUGUGCCAUCUGAUCCAUUUCCUCAGAGAGACGGGUGAGCAGAAAUUCCUUCUGGAUCUGCUCAGGUUUUUAGACAGGACUGAGGAAGUUGCUCUGUCUCAAUACCGGGAGCAUUUGAACAUCCAGGACGUAGAAAAAAGGAGGGAAUUUCUCAAAGGUUGCAUUGGGCUGCCAUUUUCAGCUGAGGAUACCUCCCACAUCCAAGACCAUUAUACCUUGUUGGAGCGACAGAUCAUCAUUGAGGCUAAUGACCGACACUUGGAGAUGGCUGGGCAGUCAGAGCUAUUUCGGAAAUAUCCUCGCAAGGCUUCAAUUCUCAACAUGCCACUAGUGACCACCCUCUUCUACUCCUGCUUCUACCACUACACUGAGGCUGAGGGUAUGUUCAGCAGCCCCACCAACCUGAAGAAAACAUUUAAGAUUCCUGAUAAGCAGUAUGUGCUGACUGCCCUGGCUGCCCGUGCCAAGCUGCGGGCCUGGGGUGAUGUGGAUGCCCUCCUCACCACCAAGAACUGGCUGGGUUACACCAAGAAGAAGGCACCUAUUGGCUUCCACCGGGUGGUAGAGAUCUUGCAGAGGAACAAUGCUCCUGUGCAGGUGCUGCAGGAAUAUGUGCGCCUGGUGGAAGAUGUGGAGACCCGGCUGAACCUCGCUACCAAAUACAAGUGCCAUGAUGUUGUUAUAGAGACCUACCGGGAUCUAAAGGAUCGUGUCCAGCUGACAGCAUAUAAAAGCAAGGUGGAGCGGGGCUCUGCAGAAGAAGAGAAGAUACAGAACAUUCUCAGCAACAUGCAAAUCCGGUGGAAGAACUGAGCACCUGUGAAACAGCCUGUUUGGCCAUUGCCUUGUCACUGAAAGAGGGAACUGCAAAACCCAGUCCAGUGCCAGCAGAGCAGCUGUGUUUCUACUCAUUGCAUGAUCAGCGUUCGUCAGUGACAGUGGGUGCCCGUGGCUGUGGGACCGUGGUGUUCAGGCUGGUUGAACACAGCUACUAAAAUGUAGCUGGCGAAACCAUGGUACAGAUCCAUCAGGGUUGAUUCUUUUUGGAAUCUGAUUGUCUUUGUGGCUGUAAGCCAGACAUCGCCUGUGUAUAUGGAGGGAAGUUGCUGGGCACAGCAAGAUAAAUGUUUGCUCUGGAUGGUGCCUGGGCUUAUUCUUGCAAGAGGAAUGUGUCAGUCACAGUCGUGAGUCUCUCCACCAGAGAGUGCUGACCAGUCCCUGUAACAGUCAAGCUGGCUUGGCAUCACUAAUUAUGGCUGUGGCUGGAGUAAAACCUACCUGGGCCAUGUUCUCCCUGUGUGAAAGUGUUGGGGGAAAGGACCAGUUGCACUUUUAUUUUAGUUCUGGCUCACCCAAGGAAAAGAGAUGUGUGAACUCCUGCAGAGAACCAGGGCAGCAACCUCUGCCUUCUGCUAGAACUCUGCAGCAAUUGGAAGAUCCCUUGGGUUGCAUGGAGAGCAAGCAGGGG